AUGACUCAAUUAAUAACUACAAACAAAGGAGCAAAGCUACCGCAGCUAAUAGGUCAGGCUAAUGCAAAAAUAUCUCAACCUAAGCUUUCUCUCGCGGAAAUGUAUGAUGCAAUGAUGGAAAAAGCCAGGUAUGAGGGACCAUACCAAUCCAUUGAAAUAUAUGUAAUGCAAAUGUUUAAUGCAUCACAUAUUAUUCUCUGGGUUGAGCUUCCUCAUCAAGAUCUUUUUUAUUCUCCUUCAUAUUCUUUAGUUUGUCAAGAAAAGAAAUCAAUUAUAGCUACAGCAUUUCUAACUAUAUCUCCUAUGUCUAUUAAAUGUCAAAAACAAUCACAAUACUUCUGCAAAGGCCUAGAUGAUAAAGUUAUUCCCGAAAAUUAUUCAGUUUUAACAAUACCUAUAUUAAACAGACAAAAACAUACUAUCGCUGUAAUCCAAGUUGCCAAAAAGCCAGAAAAAGCUUUUGGUCCUGCAGAUAUGCAAAUUGCAGAUUGGCUUCUAUCCAAAUUUAAGAUAUACGGAUCUUUAUUAUUUGAUGAUACGAACAUCCUCGAGUCAGCGAUCGGCGCUGCCUUCACAGAUGCAGACGAAGAAACAAUAAAUAAUAUCCAAAAGACUCUUCAAAGAGAAUUUGGCUGCAGAAGAGCAGAGAUAUGGCGCUACCAUAAUAAAACCGAAACUGUCAAUAAAGUCGUCAUGGAUGGAAAAAAUGUUGCAUAUCAAGAUGAACCUACAGGAUGUGUUAGUUGGGCACUUAAAAACAAUCAAAUAAUUAUAGAACAAGAUGUACAACAAGCUCCUGGUCAUAUACCAAGUAUUGAUGGCUGUUUUGCCGAAAGUAUUGUAGUUUAUCCUUUUAUAGAGAAUGAGCAUAAAGUAUGGGGUGUUUCACUUAGAGGCAGAAUCUCUGGCUUCAGGAAUUCCGAUAUUGCUAAAUUAAAAACAAUUGUUCCGAUAAUUAUUAGAUCAUUACGAAUUAUUAUUGAAAAGAACAAACAGCCACCAGAAAAAGACACAAAGAAGCAAGGACUAACAGCUCUACUUGAUGUUGCUGAACAAUUGAGUGGAGUUCUUGAUAUUGAUACUUUAAUUCCAAUGAUUAUGCAAAGAUCAUGUGAUUUACUCGAAGCAGAGCGUUGUUCCUUAUUCCUUGUUAACAACACUCAAACAGAACUCAUUUCCUACUUCCACGCGGGCCUUACAACCGAAAUCAGAAUUCCAAUUAACACAGGUAUCGUCGGAGUCACAGCUACUACUGGUGAAAUACAAGUAGUCAACAACGCAUACGAAGAUCCGCGUUUUGAUUCGAGCGUUGAUAAGAAGACAGGCUUCAAAACUCGAAAUAUCAUUACAGUUCCUAUUUUCAACAACAGAGGCGAAAUCGCAGGAGUUACAGAGCUAAUGAACAAAAUAACAAGUGAUGCAUUCACUGAAGAUGAUGUAUCAUUGCUGAGAGGCUUCAAUGUAUUCUGUGGUAUCGCGUUAGAUAACUCAAGAUUGUACCAAGCUUCAACAGAAUUAACAAAACAAGUUUCAUCAUUCAUAGAAGUUUCCAGUGGAUUAACAAAGAACACAACAAUGAGGAAUAUCUGCGAAAGCAUUCUCCAAAACGCGAUAAACAUAUGCGAAGCGAAGAGCGGCAUCUUAUACCUAUUAGAUGGCAAUGAAAAGAUAACUCCUUUGAUCUCAUUGAACACAAAUAGAGAAACCGACCAAUUAAUUGUCAAAAGAUGUAUUGAAAACAAAUCAACGGUUGUAAUGACAUUUGAUGAGGUUAAUGAGUAUCUUGGUAAAACAAAAGGUCCUCCCAAACAAGACAAAAGCCUCAGCCAUCAGUUAAGUCGCGUCAAUGCUGCAAUGUCGAGAAGAAUUUUACCUGACAUGUUUACGGAAAAUUCGAUUUGUUUGAUUCCUCUUAAAAGUUCUGAUGGAAACGUUUUAGGUGUCAUGGAAGUAGAUACUACAUCUAAAUUGAUGACAGAGAGUCAGAAACUCCUUGAAUGUUUCGCUGUUUUCGCAAGUGUUUCGUUAGAAAGGAAUCAUCUCAAAGAUAUUGCUCAAUUAGGAUCUCAUGAAGCUGAAUUGAAGCAACAAAUGACGAGAGAUGAAAGAGAUUCAACGACAAACAUUCCUGUACACUUGCAUUUACCACAGAGGACAGUUACACAGCUUUGGACAAUUAAUUUCGAUUCAUUGGAUUGGACAGAUAUUGGCUAUUUCCAAGUUGUUUUCGCAAUAUUUUCUAGAUUCAAUUUGCAGCAAACUUUUAAUGUAACUAAUGAGAAAUUGUAUAGAUUCUUGAUAGAAUUACGAGCAGGCUACAGACCAGUACCAUAUCAUAACUGGGCACACGCUGUAGAUGUCUUGCAAUUCACGGCUUAUCAAGUCCACAUUUCUCAUUUGGAUGAAAAAAUUCCAAAAGUUGAAUUGUUCGCACUUUUGGUCGCUGCAAUUUGCCACGACUUGAAUCAUGAUGGCUUCACGAAUGACUACAAUGUGAAAGCGGAAACUCCUUUAGGUAUUUUGUUCAAGAACCAGUCUGUCAUGGAAAUGCAUCAUUGCGAAGUUACAAUUGAUAUUAUGUCAAAUGAUCAAUGUAAUUUGUUUUCUGCUUUGCCACCUCAACAAUUCAAACAAGUAUGGAAUUUGGUGAUCAACUUGAUCCUUGCUACGGAUAUGGCAAAGCACUUCACGAUUUUGCAGGAAUUCAACACUUUGAUCGAUGGAAAAACAUUUUCAAUGGAAAAUGAAAAUCAUCGACAUUUGUUGUUACAAUUAAUCAUCAAAGUUGGUGAUUUAUCCAAUGUUUCAAGACCUUUCGACUUGGCAAACAGAUGGUGCGCUGUUUUAUGCGAAGAAUUCUUCAGACAAGGCGAUCUUGAAAUGGCAAGAGGAAUGCAAUAUUCGUCUGCUUUGAAUGACAGAGAACAUUUGAACAAAGAAAAGUCACAGAUCGGAUUUUACACGUCUGUUUGCUUGCCUUUGUAUCAAAGUGUUGCCAAAGUAUUGCCGCAACUCGAAAGCAACGUAGUGCAGGUCGAAAGUAACUUGGAAACAUGGAAAUCUGCUGAUGAAGCGAAAAUCAAGAAAGAACAAGAAAUGCAGAUGUUGUCUCAGAGAGGACAAGACAGCGAAAAUAAGGAUGAGAACGCUGAGAAGACAGAAAAGGUUGUUAGAAAGGUAAAACCUGUACCUUCAAACUUGCAGACACUUACUGGAUUAGUUUUGACAAGAAAGAAAUCUGUAAUGAAUACAAUUGCAGAAUUCAAAGUUUAA
Messenger RNA from Trichomonas vaginalis G3, 3273 nucleotides. RefSeq names its product cyclic nucleotide phosphodiesterase family. The record is from RefSeq and is a predicted model, not a curated record. The coding region runs from base 1 to 3273 and encodes 1090 amino acids. Gene Ontology annotation, molecular function: 3',5'-cyclic-nucleotide phosphodiesterase activity; protein binding. The transcript has a single exon. NCBI's taxonomy places the organism in Eukaryota, Parabasalia, Trichomonadida, Trichomonadidae. Gene Ontology annotation, biological process: signal transduction.